Messenger RNA from Striga hermonthica, 1389 nucleotides. The record is from the annotation of a GenBank genome assembly. Lineage: Eukaryota; Viridiplantae; Streptophyta; Magnoliopsida; Lamiales; Orobanchaceae.
AUGGUUGGCACUAAGAGAGGAAGAGGUGGGGCAAGGAAGACGGGAAAGAGUCGCCCAACACAAGAGAAACCAGCGCCGCCUGAACCUUCUCAGGGCUCGGCCACCCUACAUAGUGAUUCUGCAGAUGAGGACUUUUUACCAUCCCCGACUGUUUUGAGAAGCGUCCGUGCUCGAACUGCUGCAUUUCGUUCUUCAGGAGCUGGAGAAAAUGUGGCCUCAGAACGGCCCCUUAAUGAUCUAGUCUAUGUAGCUUCUCCGGGAUUCUCCAGGUACCAAACAAGAUACUCCAGAUCAAAUCUUGGCCAAUCUGCCAAAUUGAGCUUGCCAUUGAAGAAGCCAAUUCGAAAUGUGUUGAGAGUGACUCAGGACCAAGAAUUCAAUGCUCAGAAUGGAACCCAUCAACAGCCACAUUCCGGAAACGAAGACAAUGCAACGCCUGAGCUGCAACAUUGUUCUUCUAAACAGACCCAUGAUGAUCUAGUCUCCCAAGCGCCAGCUGGCUCGCCCAGGCAGUUGACUCUCGACAACAUUGACAACACCGAAGAAGACCACUCAUCACCAGUCAGAAGAGCCAACAACACAAAAGUCGCAAAUUCCAGCAACUGCAAGUCCACCUCUGGCCCGUUCCUCGAUUGCCCUGACCCGAUCAUUUGCCAGCCUGUCAAGCACAUUGAUAUCCAAGUUCCCCUCAGCCAAAGCCACAAGGGCCGGCCGGAAAAAAGCACGACCAACAUUCAAGAACGCCAGUCUGAGGCCCACAGCUUCAACUUGACCGAGUACGCCCGAGGGCUCCACGACAACAUGGAAGAAGACCCUGACGAGGAGGUUGAGUCUUCCCUCGAGCCCGGCUUCCAGCUCGUGCGGGGCCACAAGGUCAGGACUGAAACCGUGCCCCUACUUGAGUGCAUCUUCACAAGACACGGGGAUAUCACGAGCGAGACCCACCUGGAAUCUCCCAUCUCCAUCUCCAACUCCCUCGAGCAGCUGUGUGGGGUGUGUGGGAGGCUGCAGCAGGCAAGGUUUGUGGACCUCACGCGCAUUGAGCUAGAGUCUAUGCUAGCGGACGUGCGAGAUGUUGAGCGGACCGGGCUGAGGAUCGUGUGGCUAAGGGAAAGGCUCGAGUUUAUCUCACGAGCAUGGAUGGAUUACAGUAAGUACUUCCAUCUGAAGGAGUUGGUGGCGGAAAAUGACGUGUCGAUUGGUGGACUGGAGAAGGAGUUGGACACGUGCAAGCAGCAGCAAUUGGAGAUGCAGAGAAGAAUCUCGGCUUUGGAGGAUGAGCUGGCGGCCAGACGGGAGAGGACUGAGGUGGCGAGGAAUGCCAUUGUCAGUACCAGAGCUCGAGUUCAGAGUCUCGUGAACCGGAGCUUGGUAGACGGCCUUCUUUAG